Achroia grisella is the source of this 1064-nucleotide messenger RNA. It is a transcript of the gene Atg10, whose product is annotated as ubiquitin-like-conjugating enzyme ATG10. Gene Ontology annotation, biological process: protein modification by small protein conjugation; macroautophagy; protein lipidation. Bases 260 to 760 code for a protein of 166 amino acids. The record is from RefSeq and is a predicted model, not a curated record. The transcript has 2 exons. Gene Ontology annotation, cellular component: intracellular anatomical structure. Gene Ontology annotation, molecular function: Atg12 transferase activity. NCBI's taxonomy places the organism in Eukaryota, Metazoa, Arthropoda, Insecta, Lepidoptera, Pyralidae.
UGUAACUAUCAAUGCCAAUGUCUAGUAAUGACUUAAUGUCAAUAUGGCUGAAUAUAAAUUGUUUGUUGUUGUUUACUUUGUAUAAAUUGUAAAUUUAUUUAAAUUCUCUUAAUUCAUGACUAAAUAAUAUUAUUUUUAUUAUAUAUUUGUAAUUUAUAAGUUUAUAGCUCUACAUAUUAAUUGCCAUUAUAAUCUGUUUUCCUUGUACAAUUUACAACCAUUAGUAAAAAAUAAAAUCGAAAAAAGUACUCGGUACUAAAUGGAUUCGGCUACAAUAACUCCUGAAGAAUUUGUUUAUUCAGCGAAACAAUUCUGUGAUAUAUCCGAAAAAUUAUGCGAUGGAUGGAUAUUUUGUAAAGAUGAAGAAAAACACAAAUGUUAUAUUAAAAAAGAAGCGUACAUAUCACAUGAAGGAGAGAAUACAAGCACUUUACUUAAAGCUGUAUUCAUUAUAUUCUAUAACCUGAGCUAUGGUGUACCAUCCUUUAGUUUCAAUAUUUGGAAUUCGUCGGGAGUUCUUUUAACAUUGGAAGAAAUUAGAACAAUGUCUUUUAUUGUAAUAAAAAAAGAGGACUUCUACUCUGUGAUCACUCAACAAGAACACCCUGUAUUAUCAAGACCAUACUUUAUAAUGCACCCAUGUCACACGGCAACACUUCUGUCAACAUUAAAAAGUCAAUCAAAGAAUAUUAUUGUUACAUUCCUUAGUUUAAUAACACCUUUGUUAAGAUUGGAAUUACCACUUGAAUAUGGCUUGUGAAUUGUAAAAUAGAGUUAUUAAUGUAAUUUCAUUGUAAAUUAUUAUUAAUACAGCAUAUUUAUUACCAACAUCUGUCAUGCUAAAGAGUCCUUUUCGCCUACCUGUACCCUAAGUAGACUGAUAUUAACUUUUUGUCAAAGUCUACUCUGAGGUCUGUAGAAGAUUGUUGUUAUGUGGACUGACAACUGAUACCUAGCAAUGUACCACCAUGUCAGUUUGACCUCCACAUGGUUCCCUCUAGAAACCAUCGUGAUAAAUUACUAAUCACACACAAUUACAAAAAUUCAAAAUAUCUUUAUUCAUG